Molecule: messenger RNA, 7477 nt
Organism: Haliotis rufescens (red abalone)
Lineage: Eukaryota; Metazoa; Mollusca; Gastropoda; Lepetellida; Haliotidae
Product: dentin matrix acidic phosphoprotein 1-like
Exons: 12
Coding region: 169-2676 (835 amino acids)
Biological process (GO): regulatory ncRNA-mediated heterochromatin formation
Cellular component (GO): nucleus
Molecular function (GO): siRNA binding
Source: RefSeq, a predicted model, not a curated record
ACUAGUCUAUGUCAUGCGCACUCGUGAAAGGGGAAUUCCCCAAGACAUUUCCGUCUUUCAAACAUUGGCACAGAUCUCUGUACAGAAAAUCCAAGUCUUAUCUGUCGAAAGUCACUGCAACAUCGUACACACAACCGAAAGAACUGUUUUUUUGUUUGAAGGCAGCGCAUGCAUUCGACAGUAUUUGUUGUAUGCUGUCUAUACGUUGGGCAGAGGCUCUUCUUGGAAUCCCUUGAAGCUGAACUUGUGUUCAUGGCCAGGAAAUUGUUAAGUACCUUGAAGGCGUGGACUAUAAAGAUGAUGGGUAUGGAAGAUGAAGAGAGAUACAUUUUCCCCAAAUCUCUUGAAGAGUUUGGAUACAGAUUCAAUGAAGAUGGCCAAUUGAGGCAUACAGUGACAGAUGAAGCAUUCAUAUUCAAGGUAUCAGAGGAACAUUCAUUUAACCAGCAGAGAUAUGAGGCUCUUGGAGAGAUUAUCACUGAUUACAUCUACCAUCAGAUGGAGGAGGAAGGUCUUCAACGCAUCAAUGUUCCUAUUGAUACGCCAACAGAGGAACCACACAGUUUCAUCUUCAUCAGCAAGGGUGCAUUAACCCAAUCGAAACUGCUUGUUCUGAUUCAUGGAUCUGGGGCUGUACGGGCUGGACAAUGGACGCGCAAGUUAAUCAUCAAUAAUAGUAUCAACCAUGGCUCACAGUUACCAUAUAUUCGCCAAGCAAUGACAGAGGGUUAUGGUGUCAUCGUUCUUAACACAAAUCUGAACACUGUUGGUGAUGGAGAUGAGGAGAUUGAGAUAAAGUACAACAGUUCACCUGAAUGUCAUGGGCAGUACGUGUUUCAGCACUUUGUAAUGAAGGCACAUGCAUCUUGUAUAGCAUUUGUUGCUCACAGCUACGGAGGAAUUGUCACGAUGGAGCUGAUUAAUAGCUAUCCUGAGUACUUCAAGAAGAAGGUGUUUGCUGUAGCUUUUACAGAUUCAGUUCAUGCUUUUCGGAGAAAAUACAUGUUAGAAGAAACACAACAUUUUUUCAGAGAGCGAGGAUGUAACUUUGCUGCCAGCUAUGCACCCAAAAACACUCGCCAAAAUGAAGAUAAUGAUGAGUGUCCUGCAGUAUCGGCAGGUACAGACAAACAUGAGUGGACGUCUUUCACUAGCUUUGACAUAUUGUUUGAUUUCUUGGCUGAGAGACUGUAUUUCUUUGUGAAAUCAGAAGAUCUAGAGGGAAUUCAAGUGGAUCAUAAAAUUUUGUACAAAUCAGAUGUGAAAGGAGACAAAACACCAGAUGCUGACACAACAGAGCAGUCUUCACAGGAUGCUGACACAACAGAGCAGCUAACACAGGAUGCUGACACAACAGAGCAGUCUUCACAGGAUGCUGACACAACUGAGCAGUCUCUACAGGAUGCUGACACAACAGAGCAGCUAACACAGGAUGCUGACACAACAGAGCAGUCUUCACAGGAUGCUGACACAACAGAGCAGUCUCUACAGGAUGCUGACACAACAGAGCAGUCUUCACAGGAUGCUGACACAACAGAGCAGUCUCUACAGGAUGCUGACACAACAGAGGAGUCUCUACAGGAUGCUGACACAACAGAGCAGUCUUCACAGGAUGCUGACACAACAGAGCAGUCUCUAUGGGAUGCUGACACAACAGAGCAGUCUUCACAGGAUGCUGACACAACAGAGCAGUCUCUACAGGAUGCUGACACAACAGAGCAACUAACACAGGAUGCUGACACAACAGAGCAGUCUUCCCAGGAUGCUGACACAACAGAGCAGUCUUCCCAGGAUGCUGACACAACAGAGCAGUCUUCACAGGAUGCUGACAAAACAGAGCAGUCUUCACAUGAUGCUGACACAACAGAGCAGUCUCUACGGGAUGCUGACACAACAGAGCAGCUAACACAGGAUGCUGACACAAGACAGCAGCUAACACAGGAUGCUGGGUCAACAGAGCAGUCUCUACAGGAUGCUGACACAACAGAGCAGCUAACACAGGAUGCUGACAAAACAGAGCAGCUAACACAGGAUGCUGACACAACAGAGCAGUCUUCAAAUGAUGCUGAGUCAACAGAGCAGUCUCUAUGGGAUGCUGAUGCAACAGAGCAGUCUCAAUGGGAUGCUGACACAACAGAGCAGUCUCUACGGGAUGCUGACACAACAGAGCAGCUAACACAGGAUGCUGACACAACAGAGCAGCUAACACAGGAUGCUGACACAACCAAGCAGUCAACACAAGAUGCUGAGACAACCAAGCAUUCAACACUGGAUGCUGAUGCAAUGAAGCAGUCAACACAGGAUGCAGACACAACCAAGCAGUCAACACAGGAUGCUGACACAACAGAGCAGUCAACACAGGGUGCUGACACAACAGAUCAGUCAACACAGGGUGCUGACACAACAGAGCAGCUAACACAGGAUGCUGACACAACCAAGCAGUCAACUCAAGAUGCUGAGACAACCAAGCAUUCAACACUCGAUGCUGACACAAUGAAGCAGUCAACACAGGAUGCUGACACAACAGAGCAGUCAACACAGGGUGCUGACACAACAGAGCAGUCAACACAGGGUGCUGACACAACAGAGCAGUCAACACAGGGUGCUGACACAACAGAGCAGUCAACACAGGAUGCUAGCAAAACAAAAGAAACAAUCUUGCCUGUGAAAACUUGAUUCAUUUGUGUUCCUGAAAAAGGGUUGUACCUUACAGUCCAUUGAGAAUUUCAAAUCUUGGCCUUGUAUGCACUUGUCUUCUUUUACCUAGAGCAUCAUAUAUUUUGCUAUUACUAGUACCUCUGACAUCACCACACUUUGUACUUAAUGUUUCUUGUUAUCAUUAAUAUAAAGAAUAAAUCAUUGCUCAUUUAAGCAACUGUCCUAAGUCUAACAACAUUAAAUUUUGUUAAAUGUCUGAACAAGUUAAUUGAAGAAAGUUUUUGGCAUUUUGUGCUUUAAACAAUACUUUUAACUUUGACACAAUUAUCUGUCCAGAGAGUUUUUGCAAUAUCAAUUAUGUGGUCAAUCCUGCAGCAAGAAGAAGACUUAGACCUAAUUUUAUAAGCCUUUACUUCUUAUAUUACUGUAUUGUUCAUGUCAAGAGCUGGUUUUGGACUAGUGUUUAAUUUGCAUAUGAAAAUCCAGUAUUCUGCAGAGGCAAUAUUUUAUUGAUUGGCUCAUGAUAUAUACUCUUUCAUGUAGAUGGGUUUAUUUUAUUUAAUUACAGGAGUCACUAACUGUAUCAAAGUUUACAUCACUGAGACACCUGCUACUAUUAUUGAAUGUAAACGUCUUAAUUUGGUUCCCUUAUGCAUCUUAAUUUACUAUCAGCUCCUUUUAUUGGCUGAAAGUCACAAAUGGUCCAAUAAGAAUUGAGAAUACACAUUUUUCAAAUAUGGUAGGCACAGUUUUGAUAAUGCCAAAGUUCUAUCGUAGGAUCGCCGACCACAAGUUAUGUUAGCGAUAUACAGAAUAAGUCGCAUGGCUCACCUGAGAGUGACCAUGAUGUCAGACUGAGCAAAGGCAGAAAAACAGAAAGAUAGAAGUUUUCAUUGAACCUGAUUUUGUGACUACACGUGAUUGCAGCGUAACUCAGAAAGAAAUACUACGACAUGUUCACUUUGUAUACCAGUAAAUCAUGUGAAAUCUAAUUCAAUAACAAAGCUACAUUCUAAUUUUAUACAUUGAUUAUACCUUUCUAUUAUAGAUCUAUAGUUAUAUGAUAUUUGUAUUUUUGAUAUUUUUUUAUUUAUGUAUUAAAACUGUCAAUGUAUAUAUGUAAUCAGCAGGAGUGGUAUUAAUAUAAGCAUUGUUGCUUGUUUACCAAUCCCCAUUUCAUUCUACAUGUAUGUGAUGAAAUAGAAAUAUGUUUAAACCAAUUUUAUAACUAUUACCUUGAAGAGACAUAAAGGCAGUGGUCACAAAGAAGCUGUUGAGGCUAAUUAUAUAAGACAUUGGACAUUGUUGCUGCAUUCUUAGGCCCACAUUGAAAUUCUGUUUAGCUCAUGAUCAGAACCUAUUGUUAUUAUUAUAGAGACCCAGGGCAGCUUUAUUGAAAAAGCUAAUUGGUUUAAACAUAUUUAUUUUCACAAAAGUGUGAAAAUGGAUUGGUAAACAAGCAAAGCGCUUAUGUUAAUACCGCUCCAUUACACAUAGGACAUAUUACAAUGAAUACAUAAAUGAAGGUUAGAUGUAUAACAAAUAAAUUGUACAUGCCAAGCUAGAUGUGUAUAUAUAAUAAAUCUAUUUGCAGUUUAUUUUAAACAAUCGUUUAACUGAAAAUCUGCCAGUUUGUAAUAUAAAGUGUUGAAUAGAAUCUUAUAGUAGCAUUUGCUCUUCCUUACUCAAAUACAAAUUUCUGCAUAGCACUGUUUGUAAAGAAUAACCAUGUUGGUAAAAAUACAUUUCAUUUCGAAGAGCAUAGUAAUUUGUACACACAAAAAAGAAGCGUAGAGCACCUUCGGUAUGAUAUCCACAGGAACAAGUUUUUGUAUCAAAGAUAUAUCUAUUAUACUGAUCUGCAUUAAGAUCGCUGCAGCCAAGCCUGAGGCGACUGAAUGAUUUGGCAUAAUCUGCUUCCAUAAUUUAAAUCCCAGUGUAAACCAUUAUCUCCCUUUACUUGAAGCAGAUACUUAAAUUGUGUAAUGGUCUCUGCCCCCGUCAGAUUUUCUGGUAAAAUAUUCCGAAGUUGUGUUGUAGCUGGUAUAAAUGAAUCUGCAUAAGCUUUUGUUUUACACUUCACUGUUUGAAGAUUAGUUUUAUCCCUUUAGUCAUAAUUUGUGUUUUCUGAAACUGUAUCAGGAAUAAACCUACAAAGAUAUUCUGGGGAUAAAUGCUUAUUCAUUUUGUAAAACAUUACCAGUUUUAAAUUGUAUCUUCUGUCUUUUAAUGACCUACAAUUUGUUUCAUUGUAAAUCUUCUGAUGACUCGUAUCCCGGAAAGCGCCACAUAUGGUUCUAAGAGCAUCUAAGUGUAACUUUUCCAAUAAGUUAGCUUGUUUAUUAGUACAGUUGUCCCAAAUAUGACAACAAUAAUAAAAAAUUGGUAAAAUAAAUUAUUUGUACAUAGUUUCUAAGGUAGUUCGGGAUAGAUGAUAUUUAUAACUCCUUAAAUAGUUAACCAGAGGACAACCUUUCCUUACAAUAUCAUCAAUGUGCAUUUUCCAUGUACAAUUACUUUGUAAAGUAAUACCUAGGUGCUUAUGACUUUAUACAUCUUUGAUUUCUGUACCAUUCAUAUAUAAGUAAGGUUUGGGACUAGGGUUUACCUUACGGGUAAAUUGAAUAGAUUCUGUUUUUUCGGGACUAAAUUUAACUUGCCAUCUGGCAGCCUAUUCUGAAAUUCUGUCCAAGUCAUUAUUGAGAUUACGAGCCCCUAUAUCAGGAUCUUCUAUGAUCACAUACAAAGAUGUGUCAUCAGCAAAAAUUCUUAUAUUACUAUGUAUUCCUUCAACAAUGUCAUUGAUAUAGAUAAUAAACAAUAAUGGUCCCAGGACCGAGCCCUGUGGCACACCUGCCAAGACAGCUUUUGGAUCUGAGCUAUAGCCAUUUAUAACUACCUUUUGAUAUCGAUUUUCUAAGUAACUAUCAAACCAUCUCAAUAAAUUUCCACAAAUACCAUAAAGGUGUAGCUUAUAAAUUAUUCCUUUGUGCCAAACUUUAUCAAAAGCUUUACUUGCGUCACAAAAUACAGCUCUAACUUCCUUACCUUCAUCUAAAGCCUUUGCAAUAAAGUCAUAUAAAUAUGUCAACUGAUUUGAGGUGGAGUCUCCCUGCAUGAAUCCAGAUUGUAGGUUAGUGAGCACAUUAUUAUUCCUUAAAUAGUCAUACACAUGUUUAAAUAUACAUUUUACAAAUAUCUUUGCUUAACAACUUGUGAGCGCAACCGGUUUGUAAAAGCUAAUUAUGGCUAAUUAUGGAAAUUUCUCAGACAUUUUCACUCCAAAUGUAAUGAAAUUUGGUAUAAGUGUAGCUAAUAUAGUGGGGCUCAAAAAGUAUUCCAUUUUGGUAGACAUUUUAGAUUUGAACCUGAUUUGACCUUUGCCAUUCGAAUAUGCUCUUUAUUCUCUCCAAAUGCUGUUUAUGUUUUGUAAAAUUUCACAGAAACCACCGGACCAAUGAAUCUGAGUCUUCACAUACUUGUUUCCACCUCUAAGGAAAUGUGAAGAGGUUUUAAUUCAAUUUCAAUAAAGCUGCAAUGGCAGCAACAUUGAAAAACAUAUUUAUGAUCAUUAUUCUGUAAUUUUGCGUCAAAUUGAAAUACAAUUAGGUAGUUGUGUAGUUAGUAGUGGGGCUCACAUGUUCUCUUUUCCCGCUAAAAUUUUGACCUUGAUUUUCUGUAAAAAAAUGUAAUGUGCAUAGAUAUAACCACUUCAAGAUGUAGUUGCUAUCUUUAACCAUUGAAUCCUGCCCUGAUUCCAGCUAAUCUCAAUAAAAUCAGAUCUUUGUUUAGUAGUUGUUUAUCGAGCUCUAAGAUCUAGGACAUCCCAUUACAAUUCACAUCAGCACGAUCUGUCAUCCAACCAAUCAUAACAUGGCUUACUAGAUUGGGAAAGUGACAAUAGGAACUUGUUUCUAAUCAUUAAACCUCAAAAAGGUUAACACAGUGUAUGCUUAAUGACAUUUACGGCUAUACGACUGAUUCUGAUCGUUUAUCUCUCGAUUCUAUGGUAUAAAACAUUUCAACCAGAAGAGACUGUGUGUACCCCUUGGGAAGUAUACAGCCGUCUUUGUACUGCCAUACAACUUCCGCUAUAUAUAAGACAUCAAGAAUUUUCUUUUGCUCAGUUUUCAGAGUCUGAAUCGAGAACAUUGUCAAAAUAUUUUUGAAAGCUCGGGCUCCUAUAGAAGUCUUCAGUUUGAAAGUAGUGCUACAAAACUUGAACAGGACUUCUGAUUGACUAAUGUAAACUUCUUGUUCAUCAUUUCAUUGGUCGGUCAAAAUUUGCGAAAGGUCGUUCUCAUCUGACCUGUAAUGGGAUGUCCUGAUAUCUUUUUGUUAUGGUAGCGAACACUGAGAUCUGAUUUUGAUUAGAAUGGGUUUCAGCGAGAGGGAAACCAACGAGUGAUCAGACCAAUGAGCACUAUGAUCAUUUCAACUCUUGUGCAGCCUGCGUCAUAGCCUAUAGCUCUCUUCUCGGCAACCGUAGUAUUCACUCAAAUUAUAUUCAUGUAUGAAAUGAGGCUUAUUUGACUCCCUGAAGUUAGUACAAAUCCUCAUUUCAUUAGCUGGCUGAAAUAUGGACGCGAGUAAAUAUGGAUGUUUGUAAUAACAUUUAUGGUUAUAUCACAGACUUGUAGAUAUGUUAUAUAGGUAUGUGGUAAUAUAUAUGAGCACUAUGAUUAUUUACUUUUGUAAAAUUUGUUGACUGUUGCAUGAUUCGUGGGGGGAAAUCAUUAAUGAUCUUGUAAUAAUAUAGGAUAUUUUUGUCAGUACUGUCAUGGAGUUUUAAUCAUUUUGGAUAAAGGAAGGAAAACUA